Messenger RNA from Amoebophrya sp. A25, 2786 nucleotides. The record is from the annotation of a GenBank genome assembly. Lineage: Eukaryota; Dinophyceae; Syndiniales; Amoebophryaceae.
GUAGAAUCGGUCGAGUAGUGAAGAAAAAAUUUCCCCGAAUCUUGGUCUCGGAAAAAUGAGGUGAUUCGGAUGAAAAAUCGGACAUUGAAGUCCUAUCGCACCCAUAGUUGUACUUCCCUUUUCCCUGUUAGAACAAGGAUAAAGACGAUCAAAUUGAAAAUCGCGCAUGGAUCAGCUGCGACUUCGGUCCUUCUCCAGAAACUGACUUAGUUAAUGGUGAUGAAACUUAGUUAAUGGUUAAAGAUUAGUGACUGGUUUAAGUACAUUAGUUGAAGGGAAGGACGAGGACCUUUUUAAUCUAGAAGUGUCCUGCAACGACGCAUCAAAAACUGGUUAUUUCGAAUCAUCUGCGUCGAGUGCUAGCGCUCGGGGUGGCCUAGAAGAGACUCGUGCUAGGAGGAUAACGCUUCAUCUGAUCGUGGUGUGCAGCACUACGUUGUGAGGUCCGUCGACUUCUACAGGCGUCUGAAAGUUAUCGAACGAGUCCUCAAGCACAAGCAGCUUCAGCGUCUACGGGAGCGUCAUCUUCUUCUCUGAAACAACUACUGAGCACUAACUCCCAGCGAAGAGACCACAUCAACAUGAGUUGUUUCGUGGUUUGCCUUGGGCAAGGUCGAAUGCCAGUCAUAAUUGUGUAUGGGGUACCAGAAGAGGGCGGAAAGAAAACAACGAUAUUCGAUGGAAGGAGAUUUUUUGAAGUAAGGCUAAAUCAUUCUAUUUGUACGCAGUUGGUGGUCUAUCUCCAUUCGUACUCGUCUGGACGACAGUAGAUGAAGUAGUCGACGUUGCUACCCAGCUACCACGUAGAACAAAGAUGUGCAUACUCCUAGUUUGUAAUCAUAAGAGAAAACGUCGACAGUUUCGGAACUACACUGAUCUGGGCAACAUUCCACUCCAAGAGAUAUGAAAGUACAAGUGCAUGUGCAGAACCGACCACCACUCUCCCCUUCUAAUCAAAGCUGAAUACUACAAGAUCAAUAGAGCAGCGCAUGAGAGGAAAAAAAAGAAGAGGAAAAGUCAAGGCUCUAGCGCAGCAGAUGUUGCUGAGGGGUUGCCAUCUGGCGCAUCGUCCUCUGAUCCAAAGCCUGAAGGAGAUGGGUCAGGAGCAACAGGAGCAAGUGAGGAGCAUCCUGACGAGAGUGAUCAUGUUACGUUGAGGAAAAUCAAGAAUUCUUUGAUCAUCUGAGUCAUUAGAACCACGUCGUAGCAUUCCUCGCAUUACAUUUCGUCACUCUUCCUAAUACAUAGACGUGUAGCAACGAACAACUGAGUCAUUAGUACCAUGCCGUAGCAUUCCUCGAGGACAAAAAUCUUAUUUUGGUGUGACGUAGACGUGUAGCAACGAACAGCUGAGUUAUUAGUACCACGUCGUAGCAUUCGCAUUUUUAGAUACACUUAGGUUUUGAUUGUCACUCAUCCACCCGCCUUCUCCCACCUUCAUACUCCACGAAAAACCCCUACUCCAGCAAGACGUGUGGCCGAAAGAAGAAUUGUCCAUUAUUCCAGCGGACGCUCAUCUUAGCAGUGACGACGAUGGGUCAGUCAAAGGCGGGAAGGGGAAGUUAAGGCCAUAACAUUGAUAGUAGUAGUGGAGGACCAUUUAUUACAACUUACACAAUCUUCUAGAAGAAGUAAAGUUGUUGACCACAACGAGCAUGAACGAACAAGACCUCUUAAGAAAGAGAAAGCUUUUCUGCCGGAGCCUGUUCUAACUCUCGCUGACGGAGCCGCAACUGCCGCAGAGAAGGGCAGCGCUGACAGCACACACGCAGACUUGCCUUCCUCAUCAGCAGCACCUGAAGGAGAAGCUGAGCCAAAAGCGGACAUUUACAUCAGUGACGUUGUGAUUAUGACGGGAUGACAUCUGUAGUAGAUGUGACAUCUGUACAGUAGAGGUUUAUUCUUUAACUCCGUGAUUAUGAUGUAUGAUCUUGAUGGCUGGAUAGCACCAUUUUCAUGUCCCUCCAACAUCAGUUUCUAUUUUCUUUUUCUCAGAUACUUCAUACUUACGACAGAUACCACAUGACAAGUUCUCAGAUACUUACAACAGAUACGACAUGACAAGUUCUCAGAUACUCACGAUAGAUACGACAUGACAAGUUCUCAGAUACUUACGACAGAUACGACAUGACAAAUUCUCCCUUCAUACUGCUAGAAACGUCGGACGGACCAAGAGUGAAGCGGGAUUCGACAGGCGUGGGCACCAGUGCAACUGGCGAUAUGCACCAUCCGGAUCCACCGUCUUCAGGACACGAAAACUGAAGUAUAAAGUAAAAAACAUUCUCUUUUUAGUCACAAUUUGCGUUAAUAUCUCAUGCACUUACAAAAUUUGUUUUUCUUACUAAUCAUUUAGAUGUAGAUCUUUCUAGAACUACUCUUACAUCAAUCAUACACUGUACUGAACAGCUGAACCAUGAAAAUGACAACUGAAAAUGAAAGUUUUUCCCCUGAGUCUCAGAACUGGGUGAAAAAUGGAAUUAGUUGUCUUCCUUCCAGAAUUAGAAUGAUGACCCCGCCUGUAUCUUCCAGGUAGUUCCACUCUGAGGCCCGUCGUGAUCAAAAUUUAUCCCGCCAGCAGUGCCUUCAAUUUCUAACGACCAGAACUAUAGUGUUUUAGACAUCUCAUUUUCUGCACCCUAAAACUAAUCAAUGCGUUAAUGCUAAGCAAGAACUUCUAUUAAUUUGGACGACCGACGUAUUUCUGUCCACUCUCAAUAUUUCGAAGAAUCCGCUGCGCACAAACAAACAGAAACAUCUUUUGGUAUGUUGAGCAUGCAUUAAGAAAU